AUGAGUAUCGGUAUUGACUUUGGCAAUUCCUUCACCCGUGUGGCUCUUAAAAAGGAAGGUGAAGCUCCACAAUUACUUAAUAUUGAUGGUGAACUCAAAGAAAUGCCAUCAUUUGUUUAUAUUAAACCAGAUGGUGUAUUAGUUGCAGGUUCAGAGGCUAAGAGCCAUGCAGAAGCCGAACCAAAGAACACCAUCAACAAUAUCAAACGCUUUACAGGCGCUAGCUAUUCAAUUUGUGUUCAAGAAGGCCAGCCAUACCCAUUUGAGCUUGUCAACGAGAACAACAAGGAUCAACAUGCUGCUGUUGGCUGCACAAUCAAUGGAGAAAAGAAAGUUUACACUGUUUCUCAACUCCUCAACUCAAUUUUCCAAAAAGUUGCUCAAAAUCCAGAAUUAGCUGACAAGAAAGUUGUUUUAACUAUUCCUCCAUACAUGAGCAUCGUACAGCGCGAAAUUAUCAAGAAAGCUGCCAAAGACGCAAAUCUCAAAGUUAUCGACGUAGUUUACGAGCCAUUUGCUGCCAUUGCAGCCUACGCUGAUAAGAUUCCAGAUGGUGUCCGUAACAUCGUCGUAUUCGACAUCAGCCAGACAAAUACUGUUGUUUCAGUUUGCAAAGGCCGCAAGAACAGUCCACGUCUUCAGUCAUGGAGCGGUGAUGAUGUUGGUGGUGAUUCAUUUACAGGCGAUGCAACACAGUUUAUUUCCCGCGAAUUUAGAGUUACAUAUAAGCAACCAAUCAAAAACAACCAAGAGGCCAUGGAUAAGCUUUUCAAGUGCAUAGACGAGGCAAAAAUCAAAUUACUAGAUAGCGAAACUGUCGAAAUGUCUGUUCCUCAGAUUCUUCCUGGAAUUGACUACAAAGACUCAAUGGACCGCGAGAAGUUCGAUUAUAUGAUAGAGGACACACUCGGAACUGUUAUGGAAAUCGUCGACAAAGCCCUCGAAGACGCUAAAAUCGCAAAGAAAGAUGUAACAGAUGUAAUCGUUUGCGGUGGAACAGCUCGUCUCCCAAGAAUCGCUGAUGUCGUUGAACAACACAUUGGUGUAAAGCCUGUUUCCGGAAUUGAUCCUGCUAAUGUUGUUGCUUAUGGUGCAUCAAUCCUUGCAUCACAAAUAUAA
This is a messenger RNA of Trichomonas vaginalis G3, 1119 nucleotides long. Its product is annotated as ATP binding. The transcript has a single exon. Gene Ontology annotation, molecular function: ATP-dependent protein folding chaperone; ATP binding. Bases 1 to 1119 code for a protein of 372 amino acids. The record is from RefSeq and is a predicted model, not a curated record. Lineage: Eukaryota; Parabasalia; Trichomonadida; Trichomonadidae.